AUGUCUUUUGCCAAAUUCGCCAAAUCGCUUCCUCCCUCUCUCAGCCUUGCAGGUCGCACCGCCCUCGUCACCGGCUCCUCCUCCGGCAUCGGUAGACAGGUGGCCCUCCAUCUUGCCCGCACGGGCGCCAAAGUCCUCUGCACCGACCUCCAACCUGAACCUCUUGGCGCUCAGAAAGUCCCCUCCGAAGGCUCCCGUCACAUCCCCACCCAUGAGCUCAUCAACAGACUUGGUGGCUCCGCCGACUUCCACCAUCUCAACGUCACUUCUCAAUCUGACUUUGAAUCAGCCAUCGACAAAGCGGUCUCCUUCUCGGACGAGUCACGUUUAGACUACCUAAUCAAUAACGCUGGUAUCACUCACUUCUCCGGUGGCAUCGCAAAUGAAGACCUCCAUCUACUCGAAAAGAUGAUGCAGAUCAAUAUCAAAGGUGUUUGGCUUGGCACCAAACUUGCUGUUCAACAGAUGCUUAAGCAGGACCCCAUUCCUUUCCCUGCAGACCUGGAAGAAGAUUUGGAUAGCUUCGACCCUACUAGCCCCUCCGUACCCCUACGCGCUCCCUAUUCCCAACAAGAAGGAUCACCCAUCCCCACCGUCGGCAGAAACAAGCAAGACAAAGGAGCCAGAGGUUCCAGAGGCUCGAUUAUCCAAAUCGCAUCAAUUCACGGCUUAAUCGGCGGUCCCUCAGAACCUGCAUACUGCGCAACUAAAGGUGCAGUCGUCAACCUAACAAGGCAAGUAGCAUGUGACUAUGCUCCACACAGGAUCAACGUCAAUGCUAUCUCACCUGGUUAUCUCACCGGAACAGCAAUGGUCGCUGAUAUCAACCCCGAGUUGGCUGAUCAGAGAAGAACCUACUGGCCACACCAGGGUUCAGCCAGAGAUGUGGCACAUGGUGUCCUCUUCUUUACUAGAGAUGCUCCUUGGUGUACUGGUAGCAUUUUACCUAUCGAUGGUGGUACCACUGCUCGCUAA
Molecule: messenger RNA, 975 nt
Organism: Ustilago hordei
Lineage: Eukaryota; Fungi; Basidiomycota; Ustilaginomycetes; Ustilaginales; Ustilaginaceae
Exons: 1
Coding region: 1-975 (324 amino acids)
Molecular function (GO): oxidoreductase activity, acting on the CH-OH group of donors, NAD or NADP as acceptor
Source: RefSeq, a predicted model, not a curated record